This is a messenger RNA of Theobroma umbraticum, 1182 nucleotides long. RefSeq lists its product as uncharacterized. Lineage: Eukaryota; Viridiplantae; Streptophyta; Magnoliopsida; Malvales; Malvaceae. Gene Ontology annotation, molecular function: GTP binding; GTPase activity. The record is from RefSeq and is a predicted model, not a curated record.
GCAUAUUCCCUUUCCGCUUACUUCUUCCACAGUUCCACCACGAAACAGCUUCAAAAGAAAGGAAAAAGGCAAAUCAGCCUUCGUUCCUUGAGCAAACAAACGCGACCUUUUCUCUCUCUCUCAAAACACUUUCCUUUUAAUUUGAUCAUCAUUCUCAACUACUAGGAAUUUCUCUUCUCUAAAAAUCCAAAUUUCUCAGCUUUUUGUUAGAUAGAGGGAGAAAUUAGAAACCCAAAGAACACCGAAGAAUCAAAAUCAGAAGUCAAUUUUUGUAGAGAGAGAAUCAAAAAUUGAAAAGGCAUGGGUCAGACUUUUCGCAAGCUCUUCGAUGCCUUCUUCGGCAACACAGAGAUGAGGGUAGUGAUGCUAGGCCUUGACGCAGCUGGCAAAACAACUAUAUUGUACAAGUUGCACAUUGGAGAAGUUUUAUCAACUGUCCCCACUAUUGGUUUCAAUGUUGAGAAAGUUCAAUAUAAGAAUGUGAUAUUCACAGUUUGGGACGUUGGUGGACAAGAGAAACUAAGGCCACUCUGGAGGCACUAUUUUAAUAAUACAGAUGGACUGAUCUAUGUUGUCGAUUCCUUGGACCGAGAGCGGAUUGGGAAAGCUAAACAAGAAUUUCAGGCUAUCAUCAAUGACCCAUUUAUGCGCAACAGUGUCAUCUUGGUGUUUGCCAACAAGCAGGACAUGAAAGGAGCAAUGACCCCAAUGGAGGUAUGUGACGGACUAGGCCUUUUUGAUCUAAAGAACAGAAAGUGGCACAUACAAGGGACUUGUGCGCUUAGAGGAGAUGGUCUCUAUGAAGGCUUGGACUGGUUAGCUGGAACUCUUAAGGAGAUGAAAGCUGCUGGAUAUUCAUCACUGGGUUCAUCAUCAUUCUAAUAAUUCAGGUACAUCAGAGGCAUGGAGGCUUGUAAGCCAUAUUUGACAACUGGGAAGUCAGGAGUUGUAAUCAAAGUUUUUUUCUUUUCUUUUGUCUAAAGCUGGUGAAAUUCACUAGGGUGCUUCCUUUUCGCCUUAUUAUAUGGUACUUAGACAAUUGACUUCCUCCAUCCAAUGUGUAUAACGUAAAGGCAGAUACUACUUGGAAUGAAAAUCGUUUAGUCUGGGAUCUUGAAGUGAUUUAGAUUGACCCAUAGACUCUUAUAUGAAGUGGAAAAUGAUUGUUAAAUCUCUCUUUCA